This is a messenger RNA of Gossypium raimondii (Peruvian cotton), 2489 nucleotides long. RefSeq lists its product as uncharacterized. The transcript has 3 exons. NCBI's taxonomy places the organism in Eukaryota, Viridiplantae, Streptophyta, Magnoliopsida, Malvales, Malvaceae. The record is from RefSeq and is a predicted model, not a curated record. Bases 336 to 2102 code for a protein of 588 amino acids.
UUUGUGUCUCUAACGCUUUUUCCUAGUUACUGUUCCCCUGUUCUUGUUGCUUUCGCAUUGUUGUACUUCUCUGUUUUGUUGGGUUCUCUUAGAAUUUCAACUACCCUUUGAAGAACAUGUCUCAACUCUUGUUUAAACAAAGGUUUUUGGUGUGUAGCUCAAGAGUUUGAAGGGACUGUAAAUGUAUGAAUUGAAGACUUAGGGAAAACUUCACGUCUGAUCUGAGUCCGAAGACUGUUGUUCCGUGUCUUAAAGCGAUAUCGGAAGGGGAAAACCAUGUUGUAAUGCUCGGUUGAAGCGAUUCUACAUAUCGAAGCUCCGAAGAGGUAAGGAAAAUGAAAAGUACAAGCACUGUCAAGGGGAGGAGAAAAAUUGAAUUAUCUUGUGGUAGUGACACUUCUUUUUCCUUCAGAAUUGUUGAUUCUCUUUGUAAUUCAGAAGAGGAAAGCUUGCCACGAGGAAGAGAUCUGGUGAUGUAUGUCGGCUCGAACUUGAACUUAGCAUCCUCUAGCAGCCCGUAUUUGGAAUCAUGUUCAUCAGAUGAUUUCAUUGAAUUCUGUCUAAGUUCAGAUAACAAGAUGGACAUUAGUUUCGGAUUUAAACCCGACGAUGACGCAGCUUAUAAUCCGCACAAACCGCUUGAAGGUGACUCAUUCUCCAGGACCAGCUCAAGGGCUAACUUUAGUCCCAUUAGAAAAAUGUUGGAUCCAUUGGUGAAAUCAAAGUCUCCACCGAGUCCUUUGGGUUAUCUCACGGUCACGGAUGCUGACAAUGUUGAUACUAGUGUGAUGGGAAAUACGAGAAGAAAUAAGACAUGUCGGAAAUCUUUGUUACAUGACUUCUCGCAUAAUGCUGAAUCGGAUUUCGCCUUUUUCGAGAAAGACAACGUUCACUCACCGAUUCACCUACAUGGUUGUCUUAAGUUGGGAGCUAAACAUGGGGUACCAUUUUUCGAGUUCUCAAUGAAUGAACCAGGAGAUGUUUUUCUAGCCAAAACAUUGAAGGCAAAUAAUGGUUUCAAUUGGGUGUAUACCUUUCACUCUGUUGGCAAUAAAAAGAAAACCAAUGCUGGUAUAUCGGGACCAAGUGAUAAUAGUAGCAAAGAUGCUGCUUCAAUUAUCGCGCAGAUGCAAGUUUCGAGCCGUUUAUGCUCAGAAAUGAUGGAGGGUGGGGAGGUUGACAACUCCGUGGUUACGGAGUUUGUUUUGUAUGAUAUCGCACGUGCAAAACAACGUGUUACUGUCCUUGGAUCCACUGAUGUUCAUAAAGCCCCUGCCUGCUCUAAUGUGGUGACGCUUAAAGAUCAUUUAAACCAUGCUUGUGACAGUGAUGAGGUUGAAUUCAUAAAUGGACCACCUGCCAAAUUGCAUCCUAACCUUGAAAUAGCAGCCAUAGUCAUUCAAGUACCAUUUAAGAAUAGAGAGAGCUUAAAAUACAGAAGAGGAGAUAAAAUUGAUGAUAGGAACCACUCAAACCUACUCAAUGUCUCUAUGACUGAAGAAAGCAAAAGCACGAUACAAGACAGCAGGAGCAAAGAGAAGGUGAAGGUCGUUAUUCCAACCGGAAACCACGGCUUUCCCUGUGCUGGGACUCGGGGUCCUUCAUCACUACUUGAUAGGUGGAGGUUUGGUGGAGGCUGUGAUUGUGGUGGCUGGGACAUGGCUUGUCCCCUUGUUGUUUUUGACAAUACUGGUCUAAAUUGUUUCGAAGAUCGACCACUAGUGGAUAAUGAACAGCCUUUUCAACUUUUUCAUCAGGGUGCCAAAGAGAAUACACCGGCGUUGACCAUGAUGGCCAUUGAAGGAGGGUAUGCAAUCGAUUUUCAUGCGAAGUUAUCCGCAUUACAAGCGUUUUCCAUUUGCGUUGCAGUACUACAUUGUACAGAAACCUCUGCUGCUGCUACUGGGGAGAUAGAAAGCAAACAUUCAUCACAAUACAAUUCCUUAAAAAUGCUUAUCGAGGAGGAAGUGAAAUCGUUAAUAAAAGCGGUCACAGAGGAGGAGACGAAGAAUAAGAAGAAAAAGAAAGUCAGCAAGAAGGUAGAAGCUAUCCCACCAUCCUAUGUGAUUAACCCUCCUUUCUCUCCAAUCGCUCGUGUCUAAGCCCGAAAUAAUGCCUUUUUGAAUCGAAACUGGCCUAUUGAUCCUUCUCCAAGCAUUCUGCCAUGUUCAGACUAAGAGCAGCACUGAUCCACGGUAAAUACAAAACGUCUUAUCUUGCACGAAUCGAUGGUUACAUCACUUGAGCAAGAACUUCACUGCACUACCAAUUCGUUCUAUGAUAGAAACACCAUAACGUUCAUAUUGUAACUUUGGUAGCAAGGCAAAAUUAGUGAUGUAGCUAUUGAGACUCUGAGGUAAUGGUCUAUCAUAGAAAAAUUUACCUAAAAGUACUCGUUUAGUCAUUUUACUAUGUUUUUAGAGCCAACAUCGUUCAUAAAGAAAAAGAAAGUGUUGUACAUCCUUAAUAAUAUUAGUCCAUUUUAUCCA